CAUGGGGGCGGCGGGCGGGCGGACCGGCUUUUAUGUGGGGCUGGGCCUGGCCUUGGCUUCCAGCGCCUUCAUCGGCAGCAGCUUCAUCCUCAAGAAGAAGGGGCUGCUCCGGAUCUGCCGCCGCGGCCGCGUCAGGGCAGGGCAAGGAGGUCACGCGUACCUGCAGGAAUGGCUUUGGUGGGCAGGGCUGCUGUGCAUGGGAGUUGGAGAAGCAGCAAAUUUUGCUGCCUAUGCCUUUGCCCCUGCAACGCUGGUGACUCCACUGGGUGCUCUAAGUGUCCUUGUUAGUGCAGUUCUGUCCUCCACCUUCCUGAAUGAGCAGCUGAAUGUUCAUGGGAAGAUUGGCUGCCUCCUCAGUAUCCUGGGCUCCACGGUGAUGGUGAUCCAUGCUCCGCAGGAAGAAGAGGUUUCCAGCCUGGAGUCAAUGGCAGAGAAGCUGAAAGAUCCAGGAUUCAUUGUAUUUGCUGUGUGUGUCCUGGUGAGCUCCCUUCUGCUUAUCUUCGUGGCUGGACCCCGUUACGGACAGAGCAACGUCCUGGUUUAUGUUUUGGUCUGCUCGGCCAUCGGCUCCCUUUCUGUGUCCUGUGUCAAAGGCUUGGGCAUUGCCCUGAAGGAACUGUUUUCCGGGAAGCCAGUCCUGAAAGAACCACUGGGCUGGGUGCUCCUGGUGUGCCUGGUGAUCUGCAUCAGCGUCCAGAUCAACUAUCUGAACAAAGCUUUGGACAUCUUCAACACAUCCGUGGUCACGCCCGUUUACUACGUGCUCUUCACCACAUCGGUCAUGACGUGCUCUGCCAUCCUCUUCAAGGAGUGGCAACACAUGGUGCUAGACAACAUUAUCGGCACCAUCAGUGGCUUCCUCACCAUCGUGUCCGGCAUCUUCCUCCUCCACGCUUUCAGAGACAUGCCCUUCACCCCAGACCUCCUGCCCCUUUUCCUGCAGCAAGGCAGGACAGACCCACGCACCUCAUGGAGGAGUGCAGACAGGCAUCAGUCAUGUCAGCACCAGCCUCUCCUGCCCUCAGAGGACAAAAGCUCUCAGAGCGCAGAGGAGGAAGAGGAGGAGGAAGGUGAAAGCAUGUGAGGAAGCCUCUGAACUGCUAGCUUUCUGCUCCCACUGUGAGGUUGGACAUGCUGCCUCAGCUGCUGCUGCACUAGCAGGAGAUAGCAGUGACCAUCUACCUGCCCCAGGCGUGGGAUGGGUGACCUGCUGCUGCCACGGGCUGACAGGGACAGCGGUUUCCUGCGACAGGAGCCCUGGGAACAGCUCAUGUCCUGGGAUCUGGUGCCUCUUUGCUGUUCUUUUACAUGAAGAAUUGAUCUGCCCUCAUCAGGAUGGAGGCUUCGGCGGCGCAGAGGCCCUCAGCACUAACACAGGGCUAACCCUCACUGAAUGCGAAGAACACGCAUUUGGGGACGCCUCACAGCCUUUUUAAAAAAAUAUACUUAGAAGAUUAACAGUUACAAAAUAAUCUAACAUGGUGCUAAGGUUACACAGAGAGAAGAUGAAUGUCUGGCUUUAAAGAUGACACACCCAGAGUAUUAAUUCAAAAAUUCCUCUGUCAAGUACUGGUUUUGCUCACUCUGCUAGAAUUUAUUUACAGAUUCACAUCCGAGAACAGAAUACAGCCAAAACUGGAAAACUUCAGUGGUGCUGCCACGUGGUGCCGUGGCUCUUACAGAGGGACCAACCUCUUCACCCAUCAUCUGCAGUGCGGGUUGAUUAAGUACCUGCUUAAUAUUCUAUUAAAACCCAAUUUGUUCAGUUAC
Messenger RNA from Calidris pugnax (ruff), 1770 nucleotides. RefSeq names its product magnesium transporter NIPA2-like. NCBI's taxonomy places the organism in Eukaryota, Metazoa, Chordata, Aves, Charadriiformes, Scolopacidae. The transcript has 5 exons. The coding region runs from base 2 to 1084 and encodes 360 amino acids. Gene Ontology annotation, biological process: magnesium ion transport. The record is from RefSeq and is a predicted model, not a curated record. Gene Ontology annotation, cellular component: membrane. Gene Ontology annotation, molecular function: magnesium ion transmembrane transporter activity.